This is a messenger RNA of Cotesia glomerata, 363 nucleotides long. Its product is annotated as trypsin-1-like. The coding region runs from base 1 to 363 and encodes 120 amino acids. Gene Ontology annotation, molecular function: serine-type endopeptidase activity. NCBI's taxonomy places the organism in Eukaryota, Metazoa, Arthropoda, Insecta, Hymenoptera, Braconidae. The transcript has 2 exons. The record is from RefSeq and is a predicted model, not a curated record. Gene Ontology annotation, biological process: proteolysis.
AUGGGGUCCAGUGGACCCCAGGCGAACUUUGAGAACUGUUUUGCUGAGUGGGAUCCACUGGACCCCGUGUGUCCUCAACGUAAUUUUUUCGAGGUGUGUCCUCAACGGGUUAAGCCUGGUUCAGUUGGUCUGGUUGCAGGAUGGGGCAAAACAGAAAAUGGAGACUAUCCAAAUUAUUUAUUGAGUGUUGCCGUCUUGACUAUUCCUAAAAGCCAGUGUGAUGACAGCUACUACGCAAUCGGUGGACUUCCACAGGGACAAAUUUGCGCGGGUUAUCCGGAUGGUCGAUAUGAUGCUUGUAACGGAGAUGGUGGCAGUCCAUUGGUUAUCAAUGAUCGACUUGUUGACUACCCGGGAGUCUAA